AUCUUAAAUCGCUUUAUCAUAAAUGUUCCUGAUUUGUAGCCCCUUUGUAAACCCUAUAUAUAUGAUUCUCAUCUUUGAUGAAUCCAAUCUUCAUCUUCUAGAAAAUGUUUCUCUCUGCCUCUCCAGUUUCUCAAACCGGCGUCCCGGCGUCCGUAACUCAACCUUCGAGUCUCUCCGUCUUGGUCGUAGUAGUCAAAGCAUAGCCUUUGGCUUCCUCCGCUUCUGGGAUUCCCUGAACUUCAAGAAAGACAAGGAGUUUGUGGGAAUCACGGUUCUCUUUCUUGAUGAAAAAGUAAGUUAAUCUUCGAUCUAUCACACUUAUUUAACAUAAUUAUUUUAAUUGAUUUUCUAAUUCUUUGUUGAAUAAUAUUAUUUGCAGAUUCCGUGAUUUAUGGGUUUACUCCCGUCAGACGUGCUAAUCAUUACAUGACAUCUUUGAAAGAAGGUUCCAUUGUGAAAGUCGAUCAUUUUGAGGUUGCUAGGUGCUCAAGGAUGUACACGACAACUGAUUAUCCAUUUCUCAUUCGUUUCAUCUCACUAACCAUUAUUGGUGAAGUCAUCACAGGUGCUCCUGAGAUCAAUCUCCAGUCAAGAUUAGAAUGUUCGACAAUUGCCAAGUGAUUGCGAACACAAACCUAGAAACUGGUAAACAUAGCAUAUUUGGCAGCUCAAAGCAAGAUUACAAUCAGACAAAUUCAAGUGUAAUGACAUACCAACAACUGAAACUGGUAAUUAGUCAACAACUUAUCCCAUAUUUUCCUUAUUCCUAAAAAAUCCACUAUGUUUCUGAUCUAUUUUUUCAUCUACGCAAUUUUAGCCUCUGUCAUGGAUAGCUAUCUCCCAAGGAUUGCAUUGACUAUGGUUUCUGGGAAGAAAAAGAUCUUGCUCCUGAAAAAAAGACUGUGACAACCCUGUUGUAAGAUUUUAGUUUGCGCAGAACAAAAAACCUUGAUUUCUUUUCUAUUUAGUAUAGUAAUAGUUGUUGACAAUCAUUAGUCAUUUGCCAAUAUGUUUUUUAUGCGGUAUUUCAGAACUAAUUUCUCCAUUCCAAGCGGAACUGCAGAUGGAAGCUAAUUUUUCUGGAAGCUCCUUGACUUCAAGACAAAUCAGAAGAUAUAUGUUAGUGGGAGGUUGAUCAAAGGAAUACUUCAGAGAAGUGAGACGGUCUAGCCAGACUUCAUCUUUUGUACAACCUGAGCAAAGAGUGGAACCUACAAAACACAAGAGAAGAAAAAACAAAACAAGAAAUUAACAUAUUCAGACAUUCUCUCUUACAUGUCUAACAUCUGGCGCCGACGAAACUCAACACCCACGGCAGACGAAGCUGAUGCAAGUAAACCUCUCAUCAAUCAUGCUUAAAAUCAAUCUACGUUUUUCAAUUUCACAAACUAAGAAACAAUUUUACCUACAUGAAUCGGGAAAUUAGUGCCCACAUUCCCAACAUAGAGAAAAAAAUGAGUUGAAGUCCUAACAGUUUUCUCAGUAUCAGACUAAACCACAGAUUCAGGGCUCAUCUAUUUUGAAACCCUAACAUUUUAAAGUCAUGCUUUUAAAAAAAAUUAUAUUUGGCCAUAUUUCAGACUUUUUUGUCACCCCCAAAUCAUCUAUAACAAAGUCCAGAAAAAAAAUAUAUAAAUAAAAUAAUUUUCUAAGUAUGUAAUUCUAAAAAUGUUAUAAUUUUUUUUAAAAUAUAUUACAAUUCUAUUUUUUUCUAAAAACAAUUGGUGAAAUAAGAGGAAAAUUUUAUUUUAUUGUUAUUUAAAUUGUUAAAUUUUUAAAUCUAAAUUUAUUAUCUUUUUUCAUGCCCUAUUUGAUUUAUAUACAAACAACUAACUAAGUAAACACUAACAAGUUCCAUCACCCUCAACUUUGAACAUAUAAGAUAUAAAAAUAUCAACAUAUGACUUCGUCAUUCAUUCUUAUAUCAAACUCAUCAACCUAUGUAAUUUCCAAAGUCUCAUCCAUCACAUUAUAGACAAAAAAACAAUAAAAUUCCGUAAACAAAACUAUACAAUGCACCUAUAAUGUAGCCGACCCCGUGCUUGCGCGGAGACUAUUCACCUAGUAAAGAUAGUGGAGUACUCGCAAUGUUUACCUCCUCCUCCUAUUUUUAAAACUAAAAUUAAGAAAGAGAGGAAUACUGCAAAUGGGCUUUUAUCUAACUCCCACUUGACACUUCUCCAUGGACGUUUUCAUGUCUCUGGAUGAUCUAUAAAAGGCCUAAGACUCUCUUCAAUAUCAUCUCCAAGCUUGUUCUUACUUUUCUUUGGUAAUACUCAACAAAAGCAAACGACCUAAGAAAGGGGAGAGAGAGAGAGUGAUGACGAACAAGAACCUUCUUGUCCUUGUGGUUCUUAUGAGCGUUCUUGGAGUUUCAGUUUCUCAGAAUCUUGACCUUAACUUCUACAAAAACAGGUGUCCGGAUGCAGAAGCCAUUGUCCGUCGUAUCACUGAUCAGUAUGUUUCUCACCAACCUAGUCUUGCCGCCGCGCUUCUAAGGUUGCAUUUUCAUGAUUGUUUCGUCAGAGGAUGUGAUGGUUCCGUUCUUCUGAAAUCUCCAAACAAGGAUGCAGAAAGAGACGCUCUCCCUAGUUUGUCUCUUAGAGGCUACCAAGUGGUCGAUGCUGCCAAGACAGCGUUAGAGAAGAAGUGUCCUGGUGUGGUUUCAUGCGCUGAUGUACUUGCCUUGGUCGCCAGAGACGCUGUCUUAGCGAUCAACGGACCCGGGUGGGCGGUACCACUGGGCCGGAGGGAUGGACGUUUCUCAAGAAAAUCUGAGGUUAAUUUACCAUCCCCAUUCACCGGAAUAGCUGCACUGAAACAGAAUUUCUCGGACAAGGGUCUUACCAGUAAAGACCUUGUCGUUCUCUCAGCGGGUCACACCAUUGGAAUCUCUAAUUGUGGUCUCAUCAACCGCCGUAUCUACAACUUCACUGGGAAAGGCGAUUUUGACACUUCGAUGAAACCUAGCUACGUUAGGGAAUUGAAGAGAAGGUGCAAGCCAACUGAUUUCACGUCCUCGGUUGAGAUGGACCCAGGCAAUGUCAAGACGUUUGACUCUAAUUACUUCAAUAUUGUGGCUCAGAGGAAGGGUUUGUUCUCAUCUGACUCAGCACUUCUUGAUGACCCUGAGACCAAAAGUUACAUUGACACACAAGUUGCUACUGCUGGAUCUUCUUUCAACGAAGAUUUCUCUGAGUCAAUGGUUAACCUUGGCUUCGUUGAAAUCCUCACCGGGAACAAGGGUGAGAUCAGGAAGAGGUGCUCCUCCGUAAACAAAGAUUCAUCAGUAUAAUAUAAGCUCUCUCUCUCUUUGGAUGAUUGAUUCAGCAGUUUCACAUUUGUCCUUCAGUUUGAAUGUUUUCUUUCUUUCCUUCCUUCAAGUCUGUUUUCAGACAAAGACUAUUUCAUUUUCCUUUGUAUGACGUUUUGAAAUGUAAUAUUUCGUUUCUUUAACAAUUCUCCUCGUUGUUGUUUGUUCACAUGUUCGUUUUCUUAUAUUUUAGCGAUACAUCUAAUAGACGUCAACGUUUUAUCCUUAUGAGUUUAGCGAUACAUGCAUCUAGUAAAUAAGGAUCUUCCUUAUGAGUUCCCAAAUUCUAACAUUCCUUCAAAGAAAUGAGGCAUAAAAAUAAACUCAUAUGGGUACAAUCCAUGCUAAGAAUUCCUGUGAAGGCUGUGUAGAAUGUCACUUGAGUUAUGUCCUUCGUUUCCGAUGCAAAUAAAAGGUUAAAGCCAACUCUGUGUGACAAAC
Messenger RNA from Brassica napus (rape), 3754 nucleotides. RefSeq names its product peroxidase 1. Bases 2321 to 3295 code for a protein of 324 amino acids. Gene Ontology annotation, biological process: response to oxidative stress; hydrogen peroxide catabolic process. Gene Ontology annotation, molecular function: peroxidase activity; heme binding. The transcript is spliced from 4 exons. The record is from RefSeq and is a predicted model, not a curated record. Gene Ontology annotation, cellular component: plant-type cell wall; plasmodesma. NCBI's taxonomy places the organism in Eukaryota, Viridiplantae, Streptophyta, Magnoliopsida, Brassicales, Brassicaceae.